This is a messenger RNA of Aspergillus terreus NIH2624, 513 nucleotides long. Its product is annotated as extracellular proline-rich protein. Bases 1 to 513 code for a protein of 170 amino acids. The record is from RefSeq and is a predicted model, not a curated record. NCBI's taxonomy places the organism in Eukaryota, Fungi, Ascomycota, Eurotiomycetes, Eurotiales, Aspergillaceae. The transcript has a single exon.
AUGAAGUUCUCCAACAUCGCCGCUCUGGGCUUCGCAGGCUGUGCCCUCGCCCUGCCCACUCCGGCCGAAGAGAGCCAGGGCCUCGACCUGCCCUUCUCUCUGCCCUUCCCUCUGCCCACCGGCUUGCCAACCGACCUGCCCAUUCCUUCCGGCUUGUCUGGCCUGCUCCCCUCGGGCUUCCCGACUGACCUGCCAUUGUCUAUCCCCACCGGCCUCAUUCCCUCUGGCCUCCCUCUCGAGAAGCGCCAGGGCCUGGGUGACCUGCCUUUCUCGAUCCCUACCGACCUGCCCUUCUCGCUGCCGACGGGUAUCCCGACUGAUCUGCCGUUCCCGUUGCCGUCGGGCCUGCUUACCGGGCUUCCUACGGGCCUGCCGACUGGUCUGCCUCCGUUCCCUGGGUCCCCGUCCGCGUCCGCGUCCCCGACUCCGACCCCGUCUCCCUCUUCCUCUGCGGUCCCGAGCAGCACGCCUACCCCGAAGCCGACUAGCUCGGCGGUCCCUUUUGCUGCCUAA